Mytilus trossulus (common blue mussel) is the source of this 586-nucleotide messenger RNA. RefSeq lists its product as uncharacterized. The record is from RefSeq and is a predicted model, not a curated record. Lineage: Eukaryota; Metazoa; Mollusca; Bivalvia; Mytilida; Mytilidae. Bases 137 to 586 code for a protein of 149 amino acids. The transcript has 4 exons.
GGCAAGGCAAAGAUGCAGCGUCUCAUCUGCCCAAGAUAAGAUAUCAGCUGAUGACAUUACUGAGUACUCGGAAAAUACAGUUGCAUGGACGUCCUCGUCAAUUUAUACUUCCUAUUUGGCGGAGUAUUAUGGAUGUAUGGAUGUAAACAUUGAUUUGACAGCACCCAACAACUCUGCUACAACGAAAUUAAACGGUUAUUUUUUAAAUAGUAUGCCUGCAAUAAGGAAUACAAAUGUGUUUGAAUGUGCGUAUCAUUGCACACCAAAUGGAUUUUUUUUUGCUUUUAUUGGGUAUAUUUGCAAGUGUAUCGAUGUUAAAGUAUUAAAACUAUCACCAGAGAAUACAACGAGCUGUCUUUCCGGAUCAAGUGAUGUACGACAUAACAAACAUGCUGUGUUUUCGAAAUCAGAUCGUGGACUUCCAAUUUUUAGGUUGAAAAGAGGAAAAGAUUUGCAUAUCAGGCACAUUUCACGAAUUAUGAAUGCUAGUAAAACUGAUUAUUGCGUUGUGAGAGACAAUGGCGCCUUCAAACUUACUGAGUGUAAAUUGGAAAGGCAUUAUUUCUGUGAAGAAGAAAGUAAGUAG